AUAUAAAUAAAAAAUUAAGCCCACACGUUCACAGCCACGCUCGCCCAUAUCCCAAGUAGUGGGUAUUCUAUUCUCCCUACUCCCCCAAUUUCCAUUGCCGCCCAUUUUCCCAUUUCCAUCUAACCUCAUUGCUCCACUUGAAAUAGGGUUUGGAUACUGAGAUGGUUGCUAACGCUGAUAAUGGAGUGAAGGAUAUUACUAAAACGGAUUCUCCUGUUUCCGUCCUUGCAGAUGAGGAUACAUGCAAAGAGGAGAUUGCUGUGAAAUUGGAGGAUGAAGUAUUUCUUGAUGCAAAAAAUGGGGAUGUCUCUCUUUUAUCUGAAUCCAUGGCAAAGGAAGAGGAGAACUUGAUAAAAACACGUGCAAAGGAGGAAGAAGUAAAUGGUCCCAAAGAGGCCCCAAACUUGAAUGACCUUCAAUUUAGUAAGCUGGACGAGCUUCUUACUCAGACCCAGCUUUACUCAGAGUUCCUGCUGGAGAAGAUGGAUAACAUCACAGUGACUGGAAUGGAAGAUGAAGAGAAAGGCAGUGAAGACACGAAGAAGGGCCGUCGAAGAAAAAGAAGGGCGACCACAAGUUAUGAUAAUAAAAAGGCCAAGAGAGCUGUUGCUGUCAUGCUUUCAAGAUCUAACGAAGGUGGUUCUGUUGAGGAUUCAACCCUCACUGAGGAGGAGAGAGCUGAGAAGGAGCAGGCUGAACUUGUGCCCUUGCUGACUGGUGGAAAGUUGAAGUCUUAUCAACUGAAAGGUGUCAAGUGGUUGAUUUCAUUAUGGCAAAAUGGGUUGAAUGGGAUUCUAGCUGAUCAAAUGGGACUUGGCAAGACCAUUCAAACUAUUUCUUUUCUUGCACAUUUAAAGGGAAAUGGCUUAGAUGGGCCUUAUUUGGUCAUUGCUCCCCUGUCAACUCUUUCAAAUUGGGUGAAUGAGAUAGAAAGGUUUGUCCCAUCCAUUAAUGCAAUCAUAUACCAAGGAGACAAGAAACAAAGGGAUGAGAUAAGGAGGAAGCAUAUGCCGAGGACCAUAGGUCCCAAAUUUCCUAUUGUUGUUACUUCUUAUGAGAUUGCAAUGAGUGAUGCAAAAAAAUUCUUGAGGCAUUAUAAUUGGAAGUAUCUUGUGGUUGAUGAGGGGCACAGGUUAAAAAACUCGAAGUGUAAACUGCUCAAGGAACUCAAGAUGUUGCCUAUUGAAAACAAACUUCUAUUAACUGGAACACCUCUGCAGAACAACUUAGCUGAGUUGUGGUCACUGUUAAAUUUCAUCUUACCAGAUAUAUUUUCAUCCCUAGAAGAAUUUGAGUCAUG
Capsicum annuum is the source of this 1300-nucleotide messenger RNA. Its product is annotated as ATP-dependent DNA helicase DDM1. Gene Ontology annotation, molecular function: ATP-dependent chromatin remodeler activity; ATP binding; DNA binding. Gene Ontology annotation, cellular component: nucleus. NCBI's taxonomy places the organism in Eukaryota, Viridiplantae, Streptophyta, Magnoliopsida, Solanales, Solanaceae. The record is from RefSeq and is a predicted model, not a curated record.